AUGGAAUCGUCUCUGGCUGUACGUGGACUCCACGUCCAGCUUCCUCCCGCCUAUGAAACCCGCGAGGAUGUAAAUCCGUCCCUGUUGAUGAGCUGGUGGGCCACAGCCUUUUCGAUAGUCAUUAUCAUCGUCCGUCUAUGUGGUCGCUACGUGCGCAUGGAGCGCUUCUUCCCCGAGGACAAAGUGAUGACGCUCAGCAUGGUUCCUCUCGUCUGCCGCAUGGUCUUGGUACAUUACGUUUUGGUCUAUGGCACAAACAACGUUCAGACGGCCGGCUUGACAGCGGAAGAAGUCUCGAAAAGAGAGAUCGGGAGUAAGCUCGUUUUGGUAGCAAGGAUCUUUUACGCGAUCUUUAUCUGGACAGCCAAGCUCACCGUCUGUGAAUUUCUGAAACGAGUCACAGGCAUGGUCUCCCGUCGAUCCACCGCCAUCUUCCUGCGCUUUGUUCACUUCUUCUUGGCCUCGACCCUGGUGGCUGUCGUGAUUGCAACGUUGGCUGAAUGUCAACCAUUCGACCAGUACUGGCAGGUCAUUCCCAAUCCCGGCCCGCCAUGUCGUUGCGGAUAUGCCCAGCUCAUCACAAUGGGUACCUGCGAUGUCAUAACCGACCUUCUUCUCAUCGCCUUCCCUGUUCCGAUAGUCAUCAUGUCCAGAAUGCCAAUCAAACGCAAAAUAGGCCUCGUCAUCCUCUUCUGUCUCUCCCUCCUCCUAGUCGGAAUCACCUGUUACCGCGUACCCACUGUCAUCGAACGCAGAGGCAAUCAACCCUAUCGGUCACUCAUGGCCUCACUCGAGAUCCUCGCCGCAACAGCCGUCUCCAACGCCCUCGUCAUCGGCUCCUUCGUCCGCGACCGCGGCGUCAAGAAACUCAAAUAUAAACGCGAAAUGGCUUCUGCAUCUGUCAGCGAAAGUCUUGAUAACAGCUAUAUCCGUCGCAAUACACUCAUGCAGCAUCAAUGGGGCAGCGACUCCGAUCUUGCUGGUGGAUUGGGUAUAAGACUCGAUCCUAAGCUGCACCCGAGUGCAUCGUCGUCAGAAUCACACACUAUGCCUAUGCCCGUACCACCUGUUCCCUUGCACGUUGCACGCACCGGCUCUCUCAAUCCAUCAUGGUCCUUCCACCAACCUCGUCCCUCAGACGAUAACCCUCUCUCGAUGACUGACAGCCUCGAUAUGGAUGUCAGUCCGCGAGAAUAUAUCAAGACCAACCAGUCUCCUCGCGAAAACCCCGCCCUCUCACAAUCUACCCUCUCCUCACCGCGAGUGUCGUUCUUCGAUGUCGGCGGUCUACUAGAUCAGGACAAAGAGAGCCAACAUUCUCGUGCGGGCUUACGUCCUACCCGAACAGAACAAGGGUUAUCUGUGAAUCAAUCGCGCCCAUCUCGAGGAGGAAGAGCUUUUCUCGAGGAUUUGGGUGUUCUGCCCUCGCGAACUGCUGGCCGGACUACCCCACGCUUUUUAACGCCUCUUGCUCCAACUAAUACCCGACCUUUACAUGCCCUCCCACCUUACCGGGCUGCGCCUGAUGUUUCACUGGAUGUGAACGUUGAGCUGCAGGAUGUGGGUGGGCUCUUAUCUAGGCAUUCCCCGCCUACUCGUUGA
Penicillium longicatenatum is the source of this 1602-nucleotide messenger RNA. Its product is annotated as putative integral membrane protein Pth11-like. The record is from RefSeq and is a predicted model, not a curated record. The transcript is spliced from 2 exons. NCBI's taxonomy places the organism in Eukaryota, Fungi, Ascomycota, Eurotiomycetes, Eurotiales, Aspergillaceae. The coding region runs from base 1 to 1602 and encodes 533 amino acids.